GAGCCAUCAGAUUGGGAAUUCUCCUCUCUUCUCUCUUCUCCUCGCCUGAGUUGCGAUAGCGUGACAGAUUCUAGAACUGACGACGAUGGACAGGAAGAGGAAAGGGUCCCCGAUUCGGAUCUCUCGGCUGCCUGCUCUGACGGUGAAAUCGCCAGCUCAAGACGUCCCGUCUCUUCUCUGGUCUCCUCGAAUGGAGCUUCAACGGCCGGAUUCGCGAUGACUCGGCUUCUCGUGGCAGCGAGAACCAACGACGAUUGAUGUUGGUGACGAUGAUGUCGGUGACGCAGCGGC
Molecule: messenger RNA, 291 nt
Organism: Linum tenue
Lineage: Eukaryota; Viridiplantae; Streptophyta; Magnoliopsida; Malpighiales; Linaceae
Source: the annotation of a GenBank genome assembly